CCCGACCCGAUCGGUUGGUCGGUUGUCUAUUUAUAACCGCAGAUAUCGAUAUAUUGUCCGCUUAUAUAGGUUUUCUACAAUGAAACGCGCCGUGACAAUGUAAAUUGAUUGUUCAAUAUUGAAUUCAGAGUUUAAAUGUACAGUCUACCAGUAAAAGUUAAACCUUGUGUUAUCACGCUGGAGGAUAUAAUAUUUCUGAUUUAGAGGAUAUCUUAAUACAUUAAUCAAAUUAAAUAUAUAAAAGUAAGCCUUUUAGAUAAGUUCGUUCCUGAAGUUCAAUACGUUAGCUUUUGUGUUAACCCCGGUGUAUUUAUUGUGUGCAUCACGCCAUUACACUGUGAUAGAACUGAAUCCAUGCAAUUACUCGAUCAAUGUUAUUUUAUGGAGUGAAAACUAAAACAUUGAGUUAAGAAUAGAAGAAAAAGGAAAAAAAGAACGCGUGUGUUUGUGAUAUAGGAUCCUUAGAUGACAUCAUACAUGACGUAAUAAAAAGGGUUGAAUUAAAGCCCUAAAACAUGAUAUGAUGAAGACAAGUGCCUGGAUUAUAACUACAAACGUUGUCGUGUUCUCCCACACAUUUCAGAUAUGUUCAGCAUGUUCGUCAGACGAUAAAGAAGAUUCGGGAUGCUGGUAUACUCUAUGGUAUAUAUGGUUUGUUUUAGGACUUUUUGUUGUAGUAAUAGCUGUAUUAGUCAUCUUAUACAUCAAACAUCGAACAAAAGAACGCUCACGUGCAAGGAGACGUAGAAGAAGUACACGGACGGUUCCAAUACAUUUGCCUACGGGUCCCCCGGGUUCGCAAAACCUAGUCAAACCCCCUUCUAUGAUGAAGCACCGGGGCAAAAACCCGAGUACCACUUUCCCGGGCCAUUCCUACUACAACGUGACUAUGGGGCCAGCCCCCUCUAAGUAA
Messenger RNA from Ruditapes philippinarum (Manila clam), 913 nucleotides. RefSeq lists its product as uncharacterized. Lineage: Eukaryota; Metazoa; Mollusca; Bivalvia; Venerida; Veneridae. The transcript is spliced from 4 exons. The record is from RefSeq and is a predicted model, not a curated record. Bases 521 to 913 code for a protein of 130 amino acids.